AUGGAGUUUCUUAGUGCCUAUUUUCUAUCGCCGAGCUCGGUGAUCGUGGCGUUGUUGACCGUGCUUUUCUUGACUCGCCAGUCUUGGACACAUCUUUCUCGAUCAAAGAAAUCUUAUCAUAUCUCUGCUGAGUCCACCAAGUUGGACGAUACACACAAUUUGGCAGUCUCAAAGGAGCCCGAUGUCCCUAAGGGAUGGUGGUCUGGUCAUGAGGUCUUUGAGCUGGAGCGACGUGCUAUCUUUAGCAAGUCAUGGCUGUAUAUUGCACAUGUGACUCAGUUCAGCAAAGCCGGGUCAUACCAGUCUUUUGAUAUUGCUGGUUUCCCGAUCUUCUUGAUCCGCAGCAAGGAUGACAAGAUCCGCGCAUUCCACAAUGUGUGUCGACACCGCGCCUAUACCAUCACCAGAAAAGAGACUGGAACAUCUACUGUACUUGGUUGUCGCUAUCAUGGCUGGAGCUAUGAUACUACCGGUCGACUCGUCAAAGCACCACAGUUUGACGGUAUCCCUGGCUUUAACAAGUCCGAGAAUGGCCUGUUUGAGAUCCACACCCAUACUACAGAUCAAGGAAUGGUUUUUGUGAAUCUUGAUGCCGGGGAGCCUGCCCCGUUCCCUGACCCUACAGCUUCGGAUAUGCACAAAUUUGCAAGCACUGCUGGUCUUGGUUCAAAGUCGAAAUGGAUUGCUGGCCAGACGCUUAGUGGGACCUUCAACUGGAAGUUUGGGAGUAUGUUUGCCAAGAAAAAGUGCUUUCCCCAAAUACUAACUAGAAAAUCGCUAGUGAGCUUUCAAUACUGCACAGAUGCCACAAGUCAGCUUGAAGAAGUUGUAUCAGCUGUGGCUCCACCUUCAUUGGCAACGAAAUUUAUGAAAUUCAUCACCCAGCGUAGCAGCCGAGCUAACUGUCACCUGUUCCCUGGAAACUUCCUUUACUCAUUUGAAGAUGGCCAUCUCUGGGUCUCUCUUUCUUUUGUCCCGGCCUCAGAAUCAACUACACAGAUCCGCUAUGAUUUAUUCAGCCUUUCGUCAACCACCAGGAACAACGAGGAUGAACUCAAAAAUGCCAUCGCGGAAUCCAUUAAGGCCCUCUUGCAGAAGAUUGAGACUGCAUUCUCAUCUGCUACUCCUGGGUCUGCUGAGAGUGGUUCCAAUGCUAGUCAGAUUCUAGAUCAACUUCAAGAACACCUGAGACUUGAAAAGAAGAGCGGUGGUCUGAUUCUUCCGGCAAUGCGUCAACCCAAGGGAAGCUCUUUGUUCCAACAAGCUGAGCAGCGUACGUUUCCUUUCAAGUUUUGGAUUGCCUCUAUAUUAACAUAUCGGUUAGUUUGCAAGGAAAUCGAUUGUGCCGUCUCUGGCUCUGGAUCGGGUAAUGGCUCGACUGGACUCGACUGGUAA
Molecule: messenger RNA, 1395 nt
Organism: Penicillium cataractarum
Lineage: Eukaryota; Fungi; Ascomycota; Eurotiomycetes; Eurotiales; Aspergillaceae
Product: putative iron-sulfur cluster-binding protein
Exons: 2
Coding region: 1-1395 (464 amino acids)
Molecular function (GO): 2 iron, 2 sulfur cluster binding
Source: RefSeq, a predicted model, not a curated record